CGCCGCCGCCGGAGAUUCUUCCUGCCCUUCCAUUUCCAUAACUGGCCGAGAAAACGCGUCUAGUCAAGACCCUACAGGGUACUAGUUAGAGACAGGCAGCUGAGUUCAGAACCCCUGGACCCUCAGCUGAGAACUUACUUGUCCUGAUCUGCACGUACCCAGAAAAGCACAGCAAGAGCUGCGGACGAAUGAAAUGCCCGACUUUCCUCUAAAAGGGGUUGGAUGAAAAUCGACCACACUUUCUUGAUUGGACUAUUUCACGUUUGGAAGGGCGAGAUAGGAGACCCCCUGUAGCCGCUGCUACAUUCUGAGAGAAAACCAGGAUAGAGGAAAAGCACGCAAGAAGGCCCUCGCGGGCGAAAGGCAAACAUUGGCUUGACCCUUCGCUGUGGAAGUUAACUGACAACAGGAAGGAAGCUAUUAACCCCGCUCCUCUCCUCCUCUCGCCCUGGUGACAGCCAACAACUCCUCCUCCCAGGCAGAGACCUUGGAGCAAAAAAUGCAAAGGAGCUCCUGGCUGCCUCAACUCCGCGUGCUUCUCCCCGGGGGUGGGAGAGGGAAGAGAGGAGGGCGCCGCCUGAAGCCAAGUUCAGCCGGUGUGUGACUCGAGCGCGAACGUCCAGAAGAGAUUCCCGGGACUCCAGCAUCCUCCCGCUGGCCGCGCAAGGCAGGCAUCACCCGGUCGAUAAGCUUGAUUCUCCCCUUCUCGCCCCAAGUUUGAGUGCGGCCCGCAGGUGGUGCAAACGCCCCAGCUCUCCGGCGCCCCCUGCUGGCGAGAGGGAAGGCGGCCGCGGCCGCGCAGCCUCUGGGCACAGCGCUGGGAGAGAGCUCCGGCGCCGAGAAGAAGCCGCGAGCUUCCCUGAUGGUGCCGCCGCCUCCUCCGUGCCGGGGAGGAGCAGCCAAGGGGCAGCUGGGCAAGAGCCUGGGGCCGCUGCUGCUACUCCUGGCGCUGGGACACACGUGGACCUACCGAGAGGAGCCAGAGGACCGCGACAGAGAAGUGUGCUCGGAAAACAAGAUCGCCACGACCAAAUACCCGUGUCUUAAGUCUUCGGGCGAGCUCACCACGUGCUUCAGGAAAAAAUGCUGCAAAGGAUAUAAAUUUGUUCUUGGACAGUGUAUUCCAGAAGAUUAUGACAUCUGUGCCCAAGCUCCCUGUGAACAGCAAUGCACGGAUAACUUCGGCCGGGUGCUGUGCACUUGUUACCCAGGAUACCGAUAUGACCGAGAGAGACACCAAAAGCGGGAGAAGCCAUACUGCCUGGAUAUUGACGAAUGUGCCAGCAGCAACACCACUCUGUGUGCACACAUCUGUAUCAACACCGUGGGCAGCUACCACUGUGGGUGCCGCGAAGGCUACGUCCUUGAGGACGAUGGGAAGACCUGCACCAGGGGAGACAAGUACCCCAACGACACUGGGCACGAGGAGAAGGCCGAGAACGAGGUGAGAGCCGGGACUUGCUGCGCGACAUGCAAGGAGUUCUCGCAGAUGAAGCAGACGGUGCUGCAGCUGAAGCAGAAGAUUGCUCAGCUUCCCAACAGUGCUGCUGAACUGGGCAAGUACGUCAAUGGUGACAAGGUGCUGGCCUCAAACACCUACCUUCCAGGACCUCCUGGCCUGCCUGGGGGGCAGGGCCCUCCUGGCUCACCAGGACCCAAGGGAAGUCCUGGAUUCCCUGGUAUGCCAGGCCCUCCUGGACAGCCUGGCCCACGGGGCUCAAUGGGACCUAUGGGACCAUCCCCUGACCUGUCUCACAUUAAGCAAGGCCGGAGGGGCCCUGUGGGCCCACCAGGAGCACCAGGACGACAUGGCUCCAAGGGGGAGAGAGGAGCACCUGGGCCCCCAGGGUCUCCGGGGCCCCCGGGUUCUUUCGACUUCCUGCUGCUUGUGCUGGCUGACAUCCGCAAUGACAUCGCCGAGCUGCAGGAGAAGGUGUUCGGGCACCGGACUCCCUCUUCAGCGGAGGACUUCCCCCUACCUCAGGAAUUUUCCAGCUACCCAGAGACUCUGGACUUGGGAUCUGGGGAUGACUCCUCCAGAAGAAGUGAAGCAAGAGACUCUGAGGCCCCCAGGAACUUUUAUCCAUAGCACGUCCCACGUCUUCAUGGCACCAGAAGAGAAGCAUAGCUUCGCCCAGUCAUUGCAUCGGAAGGAAAACACCACUGGAGGCCCAAAGCCUUUUGUCUGUACUGUCUUCCUGCCCUCUCUUGACUCUGCUUCCAAAUCCUGUUUUCCAGGUACCCUGCACAUCACACUGGCAACAGGAGGAUGUGAUGGUUAACAUGCUCUUCUUGAAGAGCCGCUGGGUGGUUUUCAUCAGGACCAUCCUUGACAUCCUAGUUCUUCGGGAGCUUUUGAAUUUCUAAGUUAACUGUUCCCACAGAAUCUUACAUUUUGACACAGUGCCAAUAGGGGAGGCAAAGUGGGCUCUUGGAAGUGUAAGGUUCGUCCUAAAAAGAAAAUUGUGUUCAAAAUACUUGACUGUUCACCCUUUACAGUCGGGAGUAUGGCUCUUCAGUUAAAGGGGGAUUGAAGGAGCACAAUGUAGAUUGAUGUUGAUAAAAAAAAAAAUGACUUUUGCUUCGCAAUAUCACAGAUUUCAAAUUCUGCAUCCUAUUUUCCAGGCUUCUUAUUUUAUAUUUAGUUACAGAAACAAAAGAAUUAAAAAAGAAGUACAAAAUGCCCUAGCACUGACCAGGUGGCCAGAAGUUCCCCCAGGCCCUGAUCCUAGCUGAAUCAAGGCUGGAGGGAAGUUGUUGGCCUGGAAUCUUGGCAAAGGGUGACGGGGAGGCAUUGAGGAGGGCUUCACUAAUGCUUGAUCACCAGAGGCAGGUUAAUCUGCUCUUAAGACACUUGGAGUUCUCAUCCCCAGCCAGUCAAGCUAACCAGUGCCCUGGGAAUAAUGCACAGCUGAGAGAUCGCUGAGACAGAGAAGGGGAAGAGAUUUUUUUCUAACUUGACAUAAUUUUCCACUAUUUUCCCCUGAUUUGGUUAAAAUCCCUGUUCUAGGUCUCCUUGACUUUUUCCCCUGGGCCAGAUGGAGAUGGCUUGGAGGGAUGCACAUUCUCCAGUGUCUCCCCAAAUCCUUUCUUAGAGCAAUUAUAGAAUCCCCAGGGACUCAUGUUCCCAGAAAGGAACAAGAGGCCAGGUUCCUUCCUUGUGUCUUCGAGCUCUCUUGAGCUUCCCAAGGGAUCUUGCUCAUAUGGUUGCCUACCCCAGGGUCCCUUGUCUGCUAUCCUGCAGUGUCCCCUCAUAGUUCUAAGAAGUUUCCAUUUACCUCUUCCCCAUAUCCUGAGAGGCUCCAUCAUCUCCCACCCCUACUAUGACGGGUUGUUGGAAGAAAAUUGCUAUUGGGUCUGCAUGGCAUGGCACUGUCCAUCCUUCCCGAGCAAUGAGAAGGGGCUCUGUCUACAGAGCUCAGGUGGCCCAGAGGUCUUUCGAUUCCUCUCCAUCCCUCUUAUGACCCCUUCCCUUCUCUCUCUUUUCUCUCUUCCUCUCCCUUUCCUUUGCCCCUUCUCUUCUUCCUUACUUCCUUCUAUCCCUUUCCUCCUUCCCUCCCUUCCUCUCCCUCCACCAGUCCCUCACUUCUCUUAUUUUCUUCCCUCCCUCCAUCCCUGCUUGCCUGCUGGCCUCCUAAUCCAGUAGAAAGGCAGGAUUCCCACACACUCAUGCUGAAUCUCCAGUGGCUGUCCACCAGCAGUUCAUGGUAAAGGCAAACACACACUUGCCUGCUUGUUUCCUGUCUCUUCCUCUUUCCCACUCAGUCUCUCCAGAACCUGAGCAUCACCACAGAUGGCCUUGCCAACCAUGGGUUCCUGAAGAGAUGGAUGCAACCACAGUCAAGUCCCACCUGGAACCUAUUUCAUGCUUGCCUGCUUAUAGAACCCGGAGUUUCAAGGGUGUGGAUGGAUGAAUUCUUAAUACUAUGCACAGGCUCUGUGAGCAAUGAUAUGUCCAUCUUUUUUAUGAGGAAUUUUAUAAUCUCUACUUUCUCUAGACAGUGAAAUGUGUCUAGAAAUAUAAUCUUUAUUGCCAAAUGCUGUUUAAAUACAAGCACACUCCAUGCUUGGCCAGAGGCCAGGAUAAUGUACUAAAAGAAUGAAGUGAAAGUCAUAAUACCCGGGAUUCAUGAGUCUAUUCUAGAUAAUUAUCUCCAGUAAAACAUACAAUAGCCUGUAUCUUGUAACCUCAGUCUGCUGGACCAGGUCAAUUUAGGUAAUCAUUACUCCUCAAAUUUUCAAAACUUGGACUACCAACUACCUAUAAGACCAAAGUAUGCCCCCUACUUGUCCAAAUUAUAGGUUCUUUUCAGUGAUAAAGCAUUAUUGCUCAUGUAUCUUUUUGUUGUGGAUAAAAAAAAAAUCAAAGCUUUACUAUCUAAACAAACUUCUCAAAAAUCCCAUGGUUAAACAGAUUUACUGAGUCACUUCUUAUCUCAUGGCAAAAAUGUUUUUUUUUAAAUAUCUCCCUCAACUCAUUAGUAGAAUUGUUCAAUUUUUCUAAUCCCCACAAGUAAGACUUGUGUUUAUAAAGCAAUGAGAAUAAAAACUCACUGAGAAGACAUGCAUUUUAGUUGAAAAAAACUACUCUCCCUUCCCAGUUCUAGAGGGAAAAAUAAUUAGCUUUCCUGUGCCCAAAAAAAAAAAAAAAUAUUAGUAGCCAGAUACAGUGGUAUAUGCCUGUAAUCCCAGCACCUGAGAAGUAGAUAUAGAUAGGAGUUCAAUGUCAACCUCAGCUACAUAGCAAGUUUGAGGCCAGUCUAGGCUAUAUGAGAGCCUAUCUCAAAACAACAGUAAUAAUAAUUAUAAUAAAUAAUAAUAAUAAUAAUAAUGAGUAGGAGACUGGA
Messenger RNA from Peromyscus maniculatus bairdii (prairie deer mouse), 4847 nucleotides. It is a transcript of the gene Ccbe1, whose product is annotated as collagen and calcium binding EGF domains 1. The record is from RefSeq and is a predicted model, not a curated record. Gene Ontology annotation, molecular function: calcium ion binding; extracellular matrix structural constituent conferring tensile strength. NCBI's taxonomy places the organism in Eukaryota, Metazoa, Chordata, Mammalia, Rodentia, Cricetidae. Gene Ontology annotation, cellular component: collagen type IV trimer. Gene Ontology annotation, biological process: glomerular basement membrane development.